CUCCGUCUCUCUCUCCUGUCCGCCUGGCCACCCCCGCCUGCCGUCGUCCUCCACGACCUCCGUCCGCGGCUCACCCGCCCUCGUGCGACUCCUCCGGAUAGUCAGCUGAUUCGCAGUUGCUUCCGCUGCCUACUUGCCGCGCCUCGCUCUGGUGGAUCUCUAGAGCAACCCAGUGGGGCCGACGCCGCUAUCAGCCUGCAUUGCCUCUGGACAGUCUUCUUCUUGAUUUAUGUCGCCCAGAGCGCUGGCAACUGUCUUCAUCUUCUCUGUACUUGCCUAAGUCACCAUGCCGGUGGUAUCGAGACCCCAGCGUCCCGAAGCAAUUCAGGCGAAGUACAACGUUACCGUCGAUUUUCCACACUUGGGUCUUCAUACCGCUGCAGCUACGGGCAAUCUGGGGCUAGUCAAGUACGCGCUUGACCAUGGCCAACCAAUCAACUCGGUAUUGGACGGGGUACUACCUUUGCAUGCGGCGUGUUCAGGAGGCAAUGACCACGUCGUUCGGUUGUUGAUCGAGAAGGGUGCGGAUGUGAAUGCGCCUCGGUUACCGCGGCGAUACACCAGCGACAAAAAUCGAGAUACGUCGGCGCCGAUCGUGGGUACGUCUGGAUCGACGCCCCUUCAUUUCGCCUGUGCGAACGGGCACACCCCCGUUGUGCUCACGUUGCUCAUGCAUGGCGCACACCCCGAUCGCGCCGACAAACACGGGACCACGCCGGAGAUGCUUGCACGGCAGAAUGGCUGGACGGCCUGUGCGGAGGUCUUGCACAACUGGAGCCUUAACAAAGAUCGGGACCUUCGGGAGAAAGAGGAGUUGACUCCAUCGCAAACUGGCGACGCAAGCGCCAUCAUCGAUACCAAGCAUGUCUGUGGAGGUCAUGAGUGCCGGUUUUGCACUAGCAAGAGGUUGCGGGUAAAGCGGUCCAUUGACCACGCUCUGAACAUGCUGAAACCAUCACUUUCGCAACUGCACUCGUCAACUCUCGGGGAGAGUGCGGGUACGACUUUGGAGACCAUCAUCGCUUCACCGUUGCUUCCCACAGACUCUUUCGGUGAAUCCUUACUGCGAUCCAGCUCGGAAUUGGCUGCUGCAUCUGACUCUCCGGAACGUCGACCGUCGCUUCCCGACGUCUUCGACCCUUCGCAGACGAUGCCGAUGUCGCGACGUUCACAUGGCGGUACGGGGACGAGCUCGCGGAGACCUCGAUCGGCAGGGAACAACGCGGAGCAGCAAACAGUUGGUCGACGGGUGAAGGGGAAAGUGUCGCUUCUAAGUAUGUUCAAGAAAGGCGACACGUCCAUUGCACCUGAAGGCUCGCCCGGCCAUGCGUCUAGCUCGUACACACCAUCGAUAGCCUCAGCAUCUGCGUCUCCACCUCCUGGCACUCCCAGACGUUCAGAUGUCCAUGCUUCAAGCUCAACGAGCGAUGCUUUCGUUCCUUCAUCCAGACUUUCCGACCAUGCUUCUUAUUCGGACAUGACGAUCCAAGGACGGCCACGAGGUCGUGUAUUUAGCGAAGGCGAAGCCACCCGGGUGCCCCCAUUACCCACGGCCGUCGACUUGCACCGCGUGCUGUCUGACGAGCGGUCAAGGACCCUGUCUAGUCCGAACGUCCCGGAUGGUCAGCUGCCCGAAUCCUCGUCUGGCUCGCUGUCGGGAAACCGGAGCCCAUCUGUGCGGCCUGGCAUUCUCCGCCCGCAUAACCGUUCUAUCUCCCAGCAGUCCCAACCCGACAGUCCGCGGUCAGGCUCCGUCGGCCCUCCCUCAUCCCGUUCUUUGCGUUUUGACUCUCCGACCACCGCGACUCCCGCACGAUCGAGCGAUGACCGCCGACAGUCUAGUCAUAGUCCAGCCAGGAGUCUCAAGAUGGCACGCAGCGUCAGUUCGAUGCGGAGUAUCGGUGCAGUGGAAGCCACCCGGUCACCCUUGAGGACCGCUAUCGACAUUGCUGAGCCUUCGUAUGACGUGGGGGCCACUGACGAACCUCACAAUGUCUUUGAUGAGGACGAGGAAGAGUACGGGGAGCCCAUCGUCACGGAAGACCAUAUUACAGAACUCGACUCGCGUCUCAACGCACUCCAGGUCAUCGAGGGCCCGAAGCGAAACUCGCUGCUCUCGCAAGGAUCGUUGUCGCCUCUACCAUCGCCUUCCAGGCUGACCGCAGCCAACGGCUUCGAUUGCCCGUUCAGCAUCAACGAGCCGCCGCCGGACGACGUCGAUUCUCCUACGCGCCAGACCUUCCUCGGCGUGAACGGUAACGAGAAUCGGAUGCGUGGCGAUUCCAUGAGUAGCAUGAGCACGAAUGGGACUAGUGGGUACCUCCCUACGCCAGGGGUGCAGCAGUCGCAGUUGCCGUCCCCGUGGAUCACCUCGAGCACAUCGACGCCGCCAGAGUAUCCCUCGAUGGACCAUGGAGGCCGGAGAAGGAUCCAGCGCACGCCGUCUUCCACAUACUCCAACGAUACGGAGCCGGUUCACAAACCCAAGGGACCCCCUAGUGCCCUCGACAUUGACAUCGGGUCCAUCUCGUCGUACGCACAGGCAGAGGCCUUGGUGCAGCGUGCGCAGCAGAGCAUCUUGGAGUUGCAGGACAUACAGGUAGCAUAUGCGCCGCCGAGCGCGGGUAUCAGUGCUGGUCACACACCGUUGAGCGCGAAACUGGCGGCGUACGGGGAGAGUCUUGCUAUUGAGCGGAAGUUUAGACAGGAGGAGGAGAAGCGGAGCAGCUCUUCGACAGUGCGAAGCCGCCGUCCCUCGGAGUUGAGUACGCGUUCACGGCAAGACACGAUUGAGAGCAGCCCUGGGGCGAAGUCGUUGGACAGGAAGUUCAGUCUGGAGGAGAGGCCGCAUAACCGCACCAUCAGGCAGUCGAAAGUGCGAAGGCCGCACACUGCUGGCAGCACCGCAUCAUCAGACAUACUUGCGACGCCACCCAGGCCUGGGAGAUCAAUACCGUCCCCGCGCCACUUUCCCGCGUCCGGGUCGCAACACGCUACACGGUCGAGUUCAGAUCAACGCGUCGGUGAUAUUGCGACUUCGUACCCUCCGCCGAUGUCCUCGUUCCUCACGACGGAGACAGACAUGUAUGCCGCCGGGUCGAGACCUAGGGUGCCUCGCUCGCGCACACCUGAUCCUAGUCUUGAUGACCCCCUGGACCGCGGAGCCACGACUGGCGUCCCGCUUUCUCGCAUAUCGACGGCCCCCGUUCAGGACGCCUACCUCAAGCCCAAGCGCGGGCUCACCGACCAGGAGCGGCAGGUCGCGCGGGCGACGAAGCUUGUGAAGAUGGGCUUUUCCACUGCCGACUCAUUCACAGCGACUAGCGUCAACCGUAACCAGACCGCGAACAGACACCGUUUCGGAGGCUUCAAAGGUUUCGUGCAGAGCCUCACCGGAAAGUGAACUCUUUUGGGUUUCACUUCUACGUUCCGCUCAUGGGGCGCACCUGUUCAUCGUCUAUCCAUGCGCCUGUUUCACCUUCCACUCUGCCCAUAUGUUAUCGCUCAUUAUCGCUGCAUCCCUCUCGCUCUCUGACCUGCUGUUGUUCCCUAUCACUAUUUGCGGAUGUACGAGAAGUCGUGUAGCCAUUGUAUAAGUACCCCCCUCAUUUGUUCCGGAUUCGUUCUCGAGUUAUAGCGCUAAGUUACAUCGUCCGCACACCCAUGUAUACGUUUACUCGCGCAUUUGUACCAGUUAUUUUGUCCACACA
Molecule: messenger RNA, 3710 nt
Organism: Fomitopsis serialis
Lineage: Eukaryota; Fungi; Basidiomycota; Agaricomycetes; Polyporales; Fomitopsidaceae
Exons: 4
Coding region: 287-3403 (1038 amino acids)
Molecular function (GO): protein binding
Source: RefSeq, a predicted model, not a curated record